AUGUUCCGUUCCACCGCGGCUAGUACUACUUCCCCUAUUACAGCCACCAACAUCCGCCCACAAUUAUCGAGCGUCGGCGCCACUCCUACUCAAGGCCAGGGCCUUCACCAUGAAGGCCAAACCAACUCAUCGCUACAGGAUCUGUGGAACUCCAUCGCGACUUGGAUGUCUCACCUGCAAGUAAGUGACAACGAAGCUACACACUCGGAUCGGAGAGGCGACGGGACCCUGCAUGGUACUGUGAGAAUCCGGAGAGUCAAAUGUGGAGAAGAGAAGCCGUUCUGUAAGAGAUGUACCUCCACGGGCAGAAAAUGCGACGGCUAUGCCAGCCCGGCAGAUGCCUCCUCUGUACACAAGCCUGUACCAGCAGCACCAGCAGCAGCAGCAGCAUCAGCAUCAGCAUCGGCAUCAGCAUCAGCAUCAGCAUCUGCACCUGCACCUGCACCAAGCCGACCCCUCGCUCCGGUCGAAGAUCCCGAGGAGCAACGUCUUCUCUAUUUCUUUAGCACACACAGCGCCCCAAGCCUCUCCGGAUAUUUCUCAACCGACUUCUGGGAGCGGAGGGUUGUACAGAGCAGCCGUGAAGAGCCGUCAAUCCGGCAUGCCGUCAUUGCAAUUGCAGCAAUGCAUCAGGAGUUCAACGAGAGGCGGCGCAAUUUUGGGAUGCGCGACACGUCACUUCUCCAGACUUUUGCUUUCCGGCAAUAUACGAAAGCAAUCAGCUGUCUGCAUUAUUUGAUGACGACGAAGAUGCCGCCCUUGGAUUUGACUUUGACAAAUUGCAUUCUGUUCGCAUCAAUCGAUUGUCUUCUCGGUAAUCACUCAUCAGCGAUAAUACAUCUGAAGGCCGGAUUGAGGAUACUCGCGGAUAUCAAAACACACAAGACGGAGAGGGGAAUUAUGGCAGACGAAUGGGAACAGGAAUUCACUCCCCCGCUUCUGGCUCUAGGGGUACAAACAGCUACUUUCAUUAAUCCGGCUCUGCAGAAAGAGAGGGCCUCUCUCUGGGUCGCUCUUAAGCGCGUUGGAAAGUUUCCACCUCCGACCGCGUUUUACUCGCUUGAUACAGCGCGUCGCUCAAUUGAUUUAAUUUCAGCAACUGUAAUGGCUCACCGAACAUCUACCGAGUUACAGCCGAGAAUCCUCGAAGAUAAACCCCCAGACCCCGCUGUGCAAGGUCGAUUACAUAACGAAGCGUUAGAUGCAUGGACAAGAGGCUUAAACAAGUUUAUUGUGGAUUUUGCCGCAGGCGAAUCUCCUACCAGCAGAACGAUGUGUGGCGCCUCGCUCCUGAAAGUCCACUCGCUGGUUGUCUCUAUCGUGAUCGGGAAACCAGAGGAAGCUGAUGCUAAAUUCGACCAUUUAAUCACCCUUUGCGAUUUUCUCGAAUCGGCGAGGACGACUUCCGGCGCAGACCUUACGUUUUCGACCGACCAAAGAGUCAUUGCACCUCUAUUUUUCACGGCGCUGAGGGCCCCAAAUCCUUCUAUCAAACGACGAGCAAUUGAGCUUCUGGCGCGAGCGCCAGCACGUGAAGGUAUGUGGGAUGCUGAGGAUGCCAUUCGCGUGGCGGAUGGUUCGCACAGCGAUAUACAGAACGUGGGAGGCUUUGUUCUGAAUGCGAUUCUACCGGAUGUCAUCCCACAAAGUGAGAUCAAGAUAUGGAAUGAUAUUGCAUCGCGGUUAAAGAGCCGGAUGACUUGGCCCUUUGGAGAGACAGACCCGGGUCAGAGUCCACAAUCCGCGACUUCGCCUCGGAGCGAGUCAUCAUUUACGACAACAGCUACCGUGUAA
Drepanopeziza brunnea f. sp. 'multigermtubi' MB_m1 is the source of this 1794-nucleotide messenger RNA. The record is from RefSeq and is a predicted model, not a curated record. Lineage: Eukaryota; Fungi; Ascomycota; Leotiomycetes; Helotiales; Drepanopezizaceae.